AUGCCAAAUAUUGUGCUAGCUCGUAGGUCUAUUCUCAAGAACUCCAGAUCGUCUAGUCUAUGUGCACGUUGCAGUCUUAAUGAGGAAGGAGGACCUUAUGACAUUAAUGAUGCGUGGAAAAAUUAUGAUGUUAUGGUUUCUUCUCAAAAUGUAAUUGUUUUUUCUUUUUUGAUUAUUUCUGAUCACUUAUUUAUGUAUGCUGCAGUAUUUUCAUUGCAACUAUUAUCACUGGGUGAUGAAGACACUUACACUGACCAAUAUGUCAUGCUUGUCAAAAAAGUUCUAUGCUUAAUAACUAUAAAUCAUUUUUUUAAAAUUUUAUUUUACAAGACAAACUAAUGGUUGCAACAAUUAUUACGUUCUUUCAUGUUAAUGAGCCAAUAUAUAUUUUUAAAUUUUUUAACCGGAGUUCACUCGCAGCUAUUCUCAAUCUUUUGUCAUUCUGGAUUACCUCAUUUAAUAUAUCUAUUAUUUGAAUAUAAUUUUCAACGUAAUUGUAUUCUUAACUAGUUCUUUUAAAGGUUAUUUCAUUGUUCUUGUACCUUUUAUUUUGAUAAUAAGUGGGCUUUACAUAGUUCAGCAGACUGGGUGUUCUCUAAUGAUGUUUAGAGACUCUUUGGAAUGGUUUGGUGUUCCUGUGUGCUUUAUAUUUCGUAAUAUUUAAACGUUGCAACCCAUCUGUCCAAAGGUUUUUUUUACAAGCACAUUGUUAAGUUAAGAGUUAAGCUUCAUGCUGUGCGUUCUUCUGUUGCUUUAGUUCGGUGAAAAUUUUCUUUUUAUAAAUAUUUCCGCCAGGAUCAUAAACCUAGUUGAAUGCCAAAUGAAAUUCCCCUGUAAUCACUUGAAGCUUAAGUGAUACGCUGGAAUCCCCUUUCCUUCUUAGUUCAGCAUCAUGUUCUUUUCAUUUAGAUUGAAAAUCUUAUCUUGCUGCGACUUCUAUAACCUUAACGCUCUAGUCUGUUAAUUCGUUUUCCCAAGAACUUUAAUUUUGUAAAUUAGCCGUCUAUCUAAUGUUAUGGUCUUUUGUGUCUAAACUUCUUGUUCACUUUAAUUCCAUAAUUUACCACGCAAUAUUUUUAUUUAAUCUGCAGAGGUCUCUGUCCCCUUUUAAUCUCACGGUCACUUUUAUACUGUGCACAAUUUCUCAGAAUGUGUUUACCCUCGUGUGAAAUGCUCUCUUGUGUGAUAACAUAACUGAGCAUUCCGACAAAUGAAAACUGUAGACAUCAGGGUGUGGAUAUAUGGGUUUAUAGUGCAGAGGUCAUAUCAGAUGUUUUUGGCCUUCUUUUGACUCAGGGUGUGGAUAUCCAGAAUUCGUAUUUCAGUUAGUCAUUUGUGACUCUAGGAAAAUGGUCAUAACUUCAUUGCCUCAACUUCCCAUUAGGCAGUAGUUAUGCAGCCCUAUAUUCUUAGAAACAUCAGGGGAAUCACUGGAUCUCUACUUAUUUGCAAUAACAGAAUCUUCAUCAAAGCUAUUUAUGUCAGCAAUGAUUCCUUUGGGGUUUUUUUUAAAUACUUGUAUUGUUCUUCUUCAUUCAAACUAAGGUUUCAGGAGCUUGGUGAUUCAAGUGCACCUGGCUGACCUGGAUGUGGUCUGGGCAAUCUCAGUGUGGCCACUUCAGGUCUGUCCAGGUUGUAAAUUUCCAGGGUUUCAGCUCAUGUGUCUAACUGAACUCUCACAUGACAAACUCUGGUUCAAUUCUUAUCCCUUGUCAAUAUAGGGAGAGAAUAGGGAAAAUGUGAUGUCAAUUGGUGUUUAGUGAACUGUUCAAAAGAGUAAGGCUGCCAUUCUUGAAGAUUUUAGUAAAGACCACUAAUGUCGUAUGCUUUUCUUGUUGCUUAUCAGCUUUCAUCAUUGAUGCAUAAUUUACUAACAGCCAGUUGUAUUUACUAUUACAAAUAUUUAGUGUAAUGUUUUAUUCUAUCUUUGUUGGCUCCAUAAUUUCGAUUUUAUGACUGUCAUCCUUCCAGUCCCAAACCAGAAAAAUAUUCAUUUUACAUUUUAAAAUAAUGUAUGAAAUGUUUGACUUGCAAGUGUUAUAUUUCAGGAAAAGAACGCCAAAGGCUUUUUGGGACGCUUGGUCUCUAUAAUACUUAAAAUGGCAUGUCUCAAUAGUGUAUACAAACUAUUGAAAGGCGUCCUGACUUUAUCACAACAUGCUCCACAUAUUUUUGUUUCUGGGAUCUUCCCUUUUGCAUGUAUAUCCAAUUCUGUGAGCAAGCCAACACCUCUUCAUUUGGAUGUAUCGCUGCCAUCAUUUCAAGACAUCAAAUGGACGUUAACUCGCUUCUACUAUCUUUUCAAUGUACAACUUGAAAGGAAUACCGGCUUGUAAGUUGAUUCUUUUUUUUCGAAUGCUCAAAUCAUUUAUUUGUUUUAUUCAUUUAUUUUAGUCAAAGGUGUUAUGUUACUGUUUGUUGGUUGUAUUUUUUAUUUGCCUUUAUUUUUAUCGAACAUGGUUUUUUAAUAUUGUUCACCUCAGAUUGUCUGUUACAGUCCAACUAAAUUUUAUGCACUACAGAGUCGUUAUCCGCAUAGGUUUUCUCAGUCAAUCCAAGUGUAUAGGGUCUACUCUUGGGAUCUAGGAUCGGGAGGUUGUUUGGCUUGAAUCAGAAAAUUCUUGGAGUCAUAUCACACGUUGCAGUUGUUUGACUGGAACUGGUUUAAUUGGUAUCAGCUGGCUUAGAUCAUUUUUGAAAGGAGAAGUAGGUGUUUUUGCCUUGUGAAUGUAUUAAGUCUUACUUUCAGUUGCCACUGGUUCAUAGUCAUCUAGCAUAGAAAAAAUAUUAUAUCAUAAGAUGGGAGGAUCUACUGUAUACACUAUGCACAUUUAAUGAAGGAUAUCUAUAUGCAUUGCAACGUUUUGAUUUAUGCCUUUGAUACCUGUUGGUUGCUUUCAAGAUAGCUUUGUUGGAUUGUAUUUACACUCAUCUGUAUAAUAAUGAAUGCUGAGUUAAACAUUUGAAAUAAAUCCACCAUGUUUUUGAACAUAAUGAUUUAAGAAGGCCUUCAAAAGACCUAGUACUGACAUGUUUUGUGUUUCUAUGUACCAUGCAGAUUUUUUAUUGCAUUAUUUGCCGCCUGUUUUUCAUUUGUCAUCAUAGGAGGCUUCCUGUUCUACAGAUACAGGUACACCAUAGGAAUCGCAUAUUUUCCAUUUACCAUGAAACAUUAUGCACAAUAGCCAUUUAUGCUCCAAAACAUAACUUUUUUUUUGAAAUGCCUCUUUUUUUGGUAUAUUUUGUCGUUUCAAAUAAAUCAAUUAUUAGCGCAAAGCCAACAGCUUAUGUUCUCAACAUUACCUGAAUUUUUGAUAGAGAAAUGGGGAUCAGGAGAGGUGACGUUAAAGUAGAGAUAAACUAUGCUAACAUCUAUUUGAAGUAUUUUUGGACAAACAAUGGCAAUUUCUUGUUGAACGUUGUAUUUGACUAUUUGCAUGUUAUCAUUAUGCCUCUUGCUACUAGGCUGAGCUAUCAGUAGUUCAAGAACAACAGAUUAGGAUUUAGUGGAAAAAACAAAGCAGGCACUUGUGUUGAUCAGAUAUAGAGAAGAGAUGAAGCAAUUACAUGACUGCUAGAAAACCUUGUGUGAUAACCAUGUACUCUAUCAAUAUAGUGUAUACCAUAGGGAUAAUCCAAAGUAGUCAAGAUGAAGAAAUCAUGUUCUUAAAAGAAAAAGGUUCUUCCUAUCUUUUACUAGACUCUUCGAGCUGAAGAGCAUUAGUUUUAGAAACAUACACACUCUGUUGAUUCUGUAUGGCUUGAACAUCACGAGAUCCUCCGCAUAAAAUGCCCUUAAAUUAAAUGGGAGGGAAACUUUUGCACUCAAUUCUCCGCAUUCAUAGUAGCUCUAUAAAAAAUAGAUCAAUUAACCUAGCUAAGAAUCUUCUUACUUUGCUCUCUUUUCAAAGCUAUGUGCCUGUCUUAGUCAUUAAUAAUUGAUAUUCUAUAAAUGCUUCUAUUCGUACUAUUGUGAGUCAUCAUCAUCCCUCUCAUAAUUUACCUUGAGUCCAGUGCUUCCUCCUGGUCAUUUUGACGUUAGCAUAGUGACAUAAUUUUAAUAUUCCUCACAUUGAUAGGAACAAGAGAGCAAAUCCUUAUCUUUUUACUCUUGCAGCAUUCUUCAUAACAAUUUAGUAGCCAGAAUUUACAUGUGGGGAUGAGGGUUCUCCUUAUUUGAGACCUCCCUCAUGUGGGAAAGUAUGUUGGAAAUUUCUUAUUUGCCAUGGCAACAAAUCUGGCAGUAAUUAGAAUUAUCCGAAUGAAUCUACUUGUUGUCAAAAUCCAGUUAAUGAACUAUAUGGAAAAGACAGUUUCAACUCACUUUGUUUUAAGUCUUCUUACAGUCCAGCUUGAAAAUAGAGCAUCUGAUUUCUUACAGUCGUUAUACUCGCUGUCACCGUGAUACCAUCUUUUGCUUUCAUCAUUUUUAUCUGUUGCAUUCAGAGCCUCUUUGCAGAUGCCAAUCUUUAACAAGCUCUUGCCUCACUAAUCUAGGAAAAAGCAACGAUCUCUGGGAGACUGUAUCUGGGAUGCAUGGGCUUGCCUUUGCUCAUCAUCUACUCAUUUAGGAGUAUGAAGUUUCUUCAGAUAGAGCUGCUAUGAUUUUUAACUUAUAUUUGGUGAAAUUGAGGUUUUUGACAUUAUUUGUGCUUUUAUACCAGCAAAAAACUCGUGGUGAACGUACUAUUGGUCUUAUCCUUGCUGUGUGGGGAAUAUUAUUUUAUUCACGCUUGUUGAGUACAAUGACUGAACAAUUUAGAGUGAGUUUUUCCUUAAAUUUUGUAAACUGUCCUUUAAUGAUAUUGGAAGAAUGUUGUCUCUGUAACAAGUAUUUUCCACAGUACAAUAUGGAAAAGAUUAGGGAAGGUGCUCAAAUGCAAGUCAUGGAGAGUGAUCAUGUUAUUAUUUGUGGGAUAAAUAGUCAUCUGCCUUAUAUACUCCAGCAACUAAAUAAGCAUCACGAGUCUGCUAUUCGAGUUGGUACUGCUACAUCGAGGUAUAUAUCUUUGUCAAGCAGUUGACAUUGCUUGUAAUUUAAGAUCAGAUCAACUAAUUAUCAAUUGAUGAGAGGCUUAUAAAGUAUUUGUGUCUGACAUGAACAUUGUAAUUUGAAGGAAGCAAAGAAUCGUCAUCUUGUCUGAUCUUACACGGAAGCAGAUGGAGAAGCUUAGAGAUAAUGUUGCCAAAGAUCUGAAGCACAUUGACGUUAUAAACAAAAGGUAACGUAAUUCAGCUCAUCUUGCCUCGUUGCCUGCCAAAUAGUUCAUACCUUUUAUAACUUUGACGAGAUGCAUUAAGAGUCAACGUUGGCACUUUUCAUCUGUUCUAGGCCAUAGUGCAAACAAAGCUGGUCAGAACCUCAAAUAAUACUGUUUUUGCCUGUUUUGGAAUUGUCUAUAUUUGAUAAUCAAUUUUAUGUUUUUUUUUAAUUAACCUCUGUUUGUGCAAUGGUUUGAUUUGUGAAAAAUCUUUAAUUUCUUUCGAAGCUUGAGUCCUGUGGACAGAAUCUAUUAGAGGCCAUAUUGAAAAUCGUUACUUUGCAGUUACUCUCUCUUAGGAUUAAGAUAUAAUUUAAAUUCUUUUCUUGCUUAGAAAAGAACAUUGGUUUUUCUAGUGGAAGUAAAAAGGUUGCUUUUUGACCGCAAAACACAACCAUAGCUGAACUGAGAAGGAGUCAUGCCGGAAAAAAAAUCUAGUUUUGUAAAUCUACUCUUGCCUUCCUCCUUUUCUUUCUCAAAUAGUGUUAGAAAGAAAACCUGUAUAAAUUGAAAAUCAUUGCUUUGGACAGUAUUAUACCUUACUAUCAUGACAUAAUUUUAACUCUUUUCUAGGUUAGUAGAAAGUAUUGUGUCUUGUGGAUGUGAGGAAAGCUUUCUGUGCGAAAUCAAAAUAAAAUCAUAACUGGAGUUGGAACUGAAACAACUUUUUCUUGUUUUUUACACUUUUUUCUUUCCUUAUUUUUCUUAUAUAUAUAUUUUUCUUUCUUAGAUAACGGACGAAAACUUUAUAACUGUUUUGACCGGUUUCUUAUUGAUUACACGACUUUUAUAUUAAAAUAAGCUUUAAAACACAUGCCCUUGGGUUGUUGCCCCUUUUUAAUGAUAGUUUCAUGUAAAAUAAUUUAGGUUGUUUUAAUCUCAUUCUCUAAAUGAAGAUGCAGAACCUAAAAAGCUAUUUAUAUCUUUCUACGAAUGUCAUCUCACUUUAGAAUUUUUCAUGUGCUUCAUUAGAGUUGUCAAUGGGCCGGUAAGGGUAGAAUGCAGUUUUAUCUCAGGUUUGGCCCAUUAAUCCUGCUACAAAAUAGGAAUAAGCCCAUCAUGCCACCUUCACCAACAUAUCAAACCACAACCCCCCCUCCCCCCCCCAAAAAAAAACCUCUGUGGUGACAUAUACCCUCACGAAUAGCUGCAAAACCUCAUUGUUUUCUUCCACCUACAUAGUGCUGCCCACUCUGUCUGGCUACACGUACCUCUCUCCCAAUAUUGCUUCUAUCUUUGGCAUGCAAACAAUGGAACUUUUCCUCCAGUUGGCCCUUAACAGUAUCUACUCCCUUAUAUGGGUGUGACUAAACCGCAUUCCGAUCCCCCCUCUACCCCACUCUUCCAAAGCAGAAUAAAGAAGCGCUUACUUUCCUUUUCCCACACUGGCAUGUUCCCCAACUUUUCACUCACAUGCCCGCAACCCAGAAACAGUUGCCAAGAAUGCUGUUUGUCAGGCCUGACCCGAUCGGGCCUCUUCGUGUUCUUGGGCUUGGGUCACUCUUGGCCGGGUACCUCUAUAUAUAUGAUUUUUUUUUAUGCAAUACUUCUUCCAAGAAAGGGAGUUAUUGCAUUUUUAUUUUCGGGUCAAAUGAUUUCUUGAAAACAAAUGCAUAUGCCAAACCUGGCAUCAUUUCCUCUCUGUUGCCUGCUUUAAGGACUGUCAUAUAUAGACAGUCCUUAAAGCAUUUAACUAUAUUUUUUUGGUGGAACUGAUCGAUAAAUAUACUAGUUUAAUUGGUAUUUUGUAGCGUGCAAUAAGGUUUAGUUAUUGACGACUCUCUAUGAACAUCUUGGUCUCUUUUUAUGAGCAUCUUCCCUUAAUACUGGGGAUAUGUGACCUUUGAUAUUGUAAGGAUUAUCUCGGGAAUAGUUUCUAAAGGGUCACCUUGAUAAAAAUUUAUAAUCAUAAAAGUUUUGAUACAUUGGGGUUCCUAUUGUUCUGUAAUAUUGUUUUUGGCAUGUGGCUUCUGCCUCUUCCUAUUGGGCUCACUGGAACUGCCAUUGUUUCCCUUUGCUUUUGCUUCUGCUGCCACUGUCUAACCCAGUUAUUUCUAUUACUUCUACCACUACCUACAUUUCCUGGUGCCACAUUGCUCUCUACUUUUGCUGUUAAUUCAGGCUUCUUCCUCGUGUCCUGUGCUAAAGGUUUAUUUGUCCUUAUUAUACUUUUCUGUAUCCAGCCAGUUUAUGCCUUUGUUCGGAUUGGAAUUAUAAGAUGAAUGCACAAGGAAAAUCUAAUGGUGCAGUCUCCUGUCAGGAUUUAUCGUAUAAACUUGGUGAUUAUGAUCCUGUUCUUUGGAAGAAACGAAUACCUUUUUGUCUUUUCCCAAUAUCGGGGUUCUCCCCAGUUUCAGCUGUUUGACUUAAGUAUGUCGACUAACUCUAGAACUUAUUAUCGUCUGUCUCCAGCUGUAGUCUUAGCAUGACAAAAUCUUUUGAACGAGCUGCAGCAAACAGGGCGCGCUCUAUCAUUAUAUUACCUACAAAGAUCGACAGGUGAAGUCUCACUGUCUUGAGUGCUGGGGAUGUGAAAUAUAUUUGAUGGUUGGACUAGUUGUAAUAUUUUGUGUUCAUUGAAGCCGAUGUUAUUUUUGGUUGCACUCCUGAUAAUUGUCUAUACAGAUACGUUAGUGUUUGGUGUAGUGCUGGAUACUUAGAAAAGUGAUGCAUAUAGAAAUGAAUGGUGAUUUCGUUUCAAUUUCAAGUCAUUUAAAGCCAUUUUCAUGCUGAAAAUCCAGAGUGUUCUUAAUCAUCUAACUUACUCAGGUACGAAGUUGACACGGAUGCUGUUCUCUCGUUACUAGCUCUACAAUCUCUCCCUGGAAUGGCAUCCAUACCAGCUGUUGUUGAGGUGUGCUUCUUGCUGAGUGCUAAAAUGAGAACCGUGCCUUGUCAAGAUGUUAGCGUGCAAAAAUACCGAAAAGAUUAACCCAUUCAUUCUUACUGAGGCUUUAAGGACAUUAAUGUGUAUCACAGUGAAUUUUAGAUUAAGAAAAUAAAAGUCGCUCUAUUGAAAACCAUUUUUUUCCAAAUGCUACAUCGAAAAUUCCAUGCCAGCCAACAUUUAUUUGUUUCAGUUUGCAUCAGCUCGUUUUCAAGAUUGCAUUCUAACUUCCACGGUUCUUGGUAAACUCUUUGUUCAACUAUGUGCCAUCACCGUUAUCAUAUAUGGUUUGAAGUACCUGUAUAACUGCAUUCUCUAUGGAAAAGAAGAUACCUUAUUUUGUAUUUUUGAGAAAAUCUUCGUUCAUUAAUUGGCAUUCUUGUGGAUUCAAAUGAAGGUAUCAAACCCAAGAACAAGUGGGCUUUUGAAAUCAAUCUCAGGCCUGAAAGUUGAACCUGUUGAAAUGGUUGCGUCAAAGCUGUUUGUUCAGUGUUCUCGGCAAAAAGGGCUUAUAAAGAUCUACAGGCACUUGCUUAAUUAUCGAAGUACACCUUCUUUCUUGAAUGAAUUCUUUGGUUACCAUACUAUUUAAUAUAUAUCAAGAAGGUGUAAUGCAUCUGACUAUGUGCUUACAGCUUGAUACGUAACUGUAGCUAGAGUAUACCUCGUCUCUGAAGUUCGUUUUUAGUGUUCUUCACAGCAUCAUUUGGGCUUAUUUGGUUUAGCAUUUUUGGAUGCAAUCUGAUUGUAUGUUUUUCUGUUAAAACAGAAAAUGUAUUCAAUCUCUGUAGCUUUCCAGAACUUGUUGGGUUAAAGUACGAGCAUGUGAGACGUGGACUAAAGGAUGUAAGAGACUGCUAACUUGUACCAACUUUUUUGGUUCGUUACUUAAGGCUUUAUAUACCAACGUUUCGUGCAGGUAGUGGUAUGCGGCCUUUAUAGAAGUGGGAACAUGUACUUUCAUCCAAAUGAUAGUGAAGAAAUGCUCCCUUCUGAUAAAGUAUGUAAGAACUUUGGGUUGAUGCCUGAAAAUGAAAUGAAAUUCUAUUUACUUUUAGACGGCUACCCUGAAUUUCUGAGAUUACCAAACCAAUUUUUCUCAUAUUUGUGGAGUUUCUGUUCAAUAGGCCACGGUAGGAUAUUUAAUCAGGUUUACACCAAAUUAGUCACAGCUGUUUCUUUUAUCUCUAGAGUAUACAGAUUCUAUGGUACAUGGUUCCUUUUUGUAAAGGAUAUUUCCUAGUGGCUUCUAUCGGCAUCUUUUAACCCACAAUAACAAACUUCUUACCACUGUGAAACUUCAUCUCACAUCUUGCCUAAAAAUGUUGAGAAGGAAUUGCAAUGCAGUUCAGGUGGCCAAGGUGUUGGAGAAAUAUAAAAUAAUCUUUUGUGGGGCUUUCAAGUUAUCUUCAGACAUUGAAUGCCACAUACUAGUUGGAGGAAUUUGUCUUCAGGUUAUAGAGUGGCGUAUUUGAUUAGAUUUGCAGUUGAUAAAAAGAAGCUGCAGCAGAUGUAAACAACGCAAUGAGAUGGAAAAUAACAUUAAAACCCAAAAAGAAAGGACUUGUAACAGAUGAUAGCACAGCUUAGCAUGAAAUAUUUCGUGAAUAUGAGAAACAAUUGUAAACAGAAGGAAGACUAAAAUCAAUAUAUAUAUGCCCUCAUAAAGUCAACGCAAUCAUGUCGGUUCAUUUUGAAGAUUGUUAAUCCUACGGGAGUUUAAAUCGAAGUCAAUUUGGUACGAGUAGAGUCGACCCAUAUUUAUAGUCAUAGGUUAACUUUGUGGUAACCUACAGAGGAUUACUCUAAUCACAUGUCUUCAUGCAUAUGCCGACAUUUUGUCUUUGACAUGUGGUCAAUAUGAGUGCAGACCCAGAGCGAUUAUCAGCUCUGAGGAAAGUUAUUGAACCAUUCAUCUUCAAAGUAAUUGGCAAUGUGUGGAGUAUCAUUGUAAUUACUAGUUUACUUCUGUGGGAAGUGAUACAGUUGAAUUCUUAGUAAAGGUCUUGUUUUUGGUGCGGAAACCUUGAGAGGAAAAAAUGGUUACCCUUAUCUCUGAGUACAGUUCAGCUGCUGUAUCCUUUAACCUGCUCAGCCAAUGAAGAUAGUGCUGAGGUACACGGAGGUCCAUUAAGACUAUUAAGAGUCGGGAGAUGGACAUGGAUAGAUGAAAGAAAUGAAAACCUCUGGGAUAACUGGUCCACUGAUGGGAUUAUAUUAUGAUAUUAAAACUUGGCAUAGGAAAGUAGAAAAGGCAGUAGUUUAGAGGGCAUUGUUUUUAUCUCAGCUGAAAAGUAGGAAAUAGCUUGAAAAUUUUAGGAGUCUAGAGGGAGCCUAGACUCAGGAAGAACUCCUUCAAAUUAAGGAUUGAAACAUACAAAGACUAAGACAGGAAAAGGUAAGAAACAAAUCAAAACUAUCAAGUGAUGAAAUUUCAGAUUGAAAUUUAACUAGGUUUACUUUACUUGAGCUGAUGAAGAGAUAUUUGAUCAACAGUAUAAGGAUCGUCUAGCAGCUUAGCCAAACUGCUGCAGAGAUCGAUCUCUUCGUGCAUGCAAAAGUUUAUGGUAGUAUACAUGUGCUACUUAUGAACAUUUUGGUAAAAUAAUGGGAUGGAUCCUUUUGAGCAUACCAUCCAAUUGCAAUCCUUCCUUAAUUGUAGAGGCCUCUGUCUAGGGUUCUCCAUAUUCCAUCCUCUUAUUUGUCGUGGUUACUCAGGUUGCAUACUUACUGGGAGGAUGAAGUCAUCACGUGUUUCAGUCCAAUGUGUUACAUGUUACUUAUCGGUGAGAUGUGGAUAACCGUAGAGUAUGUUUAUUCUAGAAUGAGAGAACUGUGUUCAAAUAGAUGCCUAAAUCUUUGGUGGAAGGGGAUGGGCUGACUCUAAAAAAACGUUAAUUUGUUGGACUAAUAAGGAGAAGAGGUAACCCAAAGUGCUUCCAUAGUUUUGGAUGUUGUAUUGGAGAGUUUUUUAUCACGCCUUUAGGGCAAAGUUCGUCGCAGGAGUGAGUGCUGUAGAAUAGAGGUUGAAAGACCUUAGUAUAAGCAGUUUCUUGUGAGCUUGGCAUGGUUGACGGGAACCAUCAAGCGAGAAGGGCAGUAAUUGAGGAUGGUGUGAGAAAAUAUUAGGGAACCAGAGUAUAGAUGUCAAACCUGAGACGUUAUGGAUCUCCUUUUUUGCUUAUAGCUUUUCUUGAACUUCGUUAUGUGAUGUUUGCGAGAAGUAUUAUCAAAUUAGGAAAUGGGAAAUUACAGCCAUUAAUGUAUGGUGUGAAAACAUAGUAAAUGCACACAUGUUCUCACUUGCUAAAGAAUCCACCCUAAUGUUGUGCAACAGAGAUAAUGCCAUACAUGCAGCCGGUGGAUAAAUGAGUGUAGGUGGAAGUUAUAUCAUGGGGAGGGGUGAAUUUAAUGGAAUUGGUGUAAAUGUUAGGGGGUCCUUGCAUUGCUGGUAGGAAGAGGACACAUCAGGACACCUCCACGGUAAUAGAACUCCCAUUUACGUUAACAUAAAUCAUGUGGUUUUCCUGCCGCGGGCAAAGCCAUUUAUCAGCAUUCUCUAUUAAAGGUGAAAUUCUUCCUAUGGAGGAUGAACCAUAUGGUAGCUGCUGACAUAAUCCAAGUCCCAUCCAUGUGAUAGUUCUUGGAAUGCAGCUCCAAUGAGUCAGGAUCUGAGGAGAUAUAAGACAAGCUCCUUAAUGGACGACAUUAAAUAGCUAUGACGGGAUUAUUAUUUAAUGGCAGAGAAUGUGGAAUCCACAAGAAGGUCCGGACAGUAAGUUACCUGGUUCUUCAUCUCCGUGACGAAUUUUUCAGGAAGGGAUGUCAUGGCUCUCAACAUGCAGAAAAUAUCUUGUUGGUGUACUGACAUUUGAGUGGGAAAAUUUUAUUCGUUACUGGGGAACACUCAAGUGGAGUGAGUAGGUAAUAAAUAUGCUAAAUAGAGGAGCUUGCAGGAGCUCUGUGCUGGGACUAUCUUCCGAUGUAUGUGUACCAUUUUUAGUUUUUGAAUAGAACGUUGGGUAUUGUCAACCGUGUGACAAUCAUAAUCCAUUUCUAUCAACAGGUGGUCAGCCAUGUUCAAUGAACUCAAAAAACUUGGCAAAGGCUGUCUGAGCAUGCUCGGCUUUAACUUGAAGAAAAUAAAUCCUUCACGAAAUGUUGACUGACUUAAAUUUUCUGCUGCAGCUGGUUUGCAUCUCAGGAUGCUUAGGUUUAUUCUUCACUAUUCGAUCCCUGUUUCUCGUCGUCCUUUCUAUUUCGUUUCCAUGCUUGUUUUGCUCUUUGUUUAUGGCAUAAAUGCUGCCGUUUCUAAAACUUUUGCAUAUGUCAUCCCCUUCCGAAAUUAUUGAUGUUUUAAAGGAUAAAUUUCAUCAAGAAAAAAGUUAUGUAAGAUGAAAUAUUGGGAAUUCGAUUACACAUGUUUCUGUGGUUAGUGUUGGACUAUAGUUGAUUUUAAUAACUCUUCUAUUCCCAUUGAAGUUGUUGUUCAUAUCACCUGUUUAUGGAAAGAGAAGACCAGAACUUUUACCGUCAGACAAUCCACAAGAAAGUCAAUCGCCACAAAAUCUGGUGUCUCAACAAACGAGUUUAUCAUCACACAAAUCAUUUGAAUUGAAAGCACGUGUUGCAAACAUCGUGAAGCGUCCCUCGAAGUCAAGUUCAAAGGUAUUCCUUUUCGCAGAAGAGUGUGAACGUGAUUCUAUAUGACAGGGUAUUUGAUAUCCAAGGCCUUUGCAGACAUCGGAUUCGAAUCUAGGACCAAGAGAGUGUGUACUUAUUCUGGGAUGGCGACCAGGUGUUCAUGAGAUGAUUCGAGAAUACGACAAUUACCUCGGUCCUGGCAGCAUACUGGUACGUCCCACUUUCUUCUCUUUCUCUGUUAAAACGUGGAUUUGCGUACGAUAUCCAUAUACGUUGACGCUAUCUUCAUCUAAUAUUAAAGAGAAAAAAAAAUGCCCUCUUUCGUCUUUUAUGAAAAGGAUUCUGGGACCUCUUGGACCUUUUUUCCCAGUUUCACCGUUUUCAUGAUAUUGAUAUUUAGUAAAAUUAUCUUUAAUAAUGAAUUUAAUUAAUCUACUUCUGGGUGUCAAUUUUUAGAAAACAAUAUUAAAAAAUAUUCGCUGCUAUUUUUUUGGAUAAAUUAUUUUUCAUCAUUUUCCAAUUUAUUGGAUGUGAUAAUUUUAAAGUUGGAUUUCUUCUGAUGUUGAGGAACUUGAUUUCAGAGCACGUUACAUUGAAAUUUCCAGUGUUUCUCAGUAGGUCAUUUCUAUUCAUCAUACAUUGGCUAAAUAAAAUCAGGUCAUAUUUUUUCAAUUUUUCAUGAAAUGCCACUUAAUAUAUUAUGUACCCGUCAUUAGAUAGUUUCUGCUGUCCAUGGUCGUGCUGAGAUAUUUGAUGUCUGGGUAGUUUUUUAUUAUUGUCUUGAAAAUGAUAAUUCAUCAUAACUGAACUCUUACAUUGGGCUGUGAAGUAGACAUCAAAGAGCCAGAUAGCACACAUAGCCUGCAGAUUUGAACCUGUUUAAUGGGAAUCGAACAUGUUGACAAUGUGCACCUGACUGGUUUCAUUGAUGUACUUCAAUCCUACGUGCGCUGGGUUUCAAUUAUGUACUUGACAACUCAGCGCUCUGCUGCCCCUGUGGUCUAAAGAUAGAACUCAAUCAUAAUUAUUUUCAGUAUCGCUACCAAAUGGUUUCAGAUAAUUAAUUGCUCCGAAAGUUACUUGCAGGAAGUACUAUCCGAAGCUCCUAUUGCUGAGAGGAUAAGCUCAGCGAGCUCUCCCAUGCGAAGUGAACUGACGCACAUUAAGGUUUCCCACAAGGUCAAUCUCUAUGCCUACUUAAUUAACUGAUACGUCCUAUCUGAGCCAUUUAUCUUCAUUUUUUUGUAUGUUCAUUUUUAUCUAGUCCUUUGUCUCUCUCCCACGAGAAAACUCAUGUAUCUCAGGUUGGAAACCCAAUGAACUACGACGACCUAAAGGACACAAUAUUGAACAUCCGAAAGUCCAUGAAGGGUGCUCAAGAUGUCCCUUUGACAAUAGCAAUAAUAUCCGACAGGGAGUGGCUUGCUGGAGGUAAUAACAUAUGAAACCAGUAAUGCUAGAGCUGUUCUUUGUUUGACGAAUAUUUCUGUGCAGAUCCAUCGAGGGCGGACAAGCAUUCAGCAUAUACACUUCUUCUUGCUGAAGAUAUUUGCAUUAACCAUGGGAUUAAGGUUAGUGGCAUAUUAAUUUUUAAUAACUUAUUAUUUCCCACAUAUUUAUAAUUUUUUAUGCUUCCGAAUGCUAAAAGCAUCGGGGCUCAUGAUCUUGCAUGUUCAUGGUAAGCCCACGAUCUGAAAUCACCAUAAGAGAUGAAGGUCACUGUUGACAAUGGGCAUAGUAGUGAAGCAGUAGAAUAGCAUGCCACUGUCCGGAUGACGAGGAUUGUGAUUUUAAUCAUCAUGAAGAGUAAUUGUCCCUAAUCCAUGAAAUCCAUCACACUGCAUACCCAACUGGUUUACUCCCAUGUACAUUGACUUCGCCCACUUUAUAAGACAAGUGGACAUUUUUGGUCCUGAAUUUGGAAAAAUCAUUUCUGAGGAAUUUCUCACAUUUAAUACUCCAGCAUCUUCUUCACUAUGACAAUGGCAAUUUUUCACAUUUAAUAAUAUAAAUGACUUGUUUCAGUGCCUUUUGCAUCAUCGUGAUUAGCCUCCACAUCAAAACUUGUGAAUUUUCUCUUUACGAUACAAGUAGACUAGAUUCAGCAUGCUAUGAUGAAUCUAUAUGUUGGGAACAUGCUUCUUGCAGGUGGCGAACCUGGUUGCCGAAAUCGUUGAUUCUAAACUAGGCAAACAAGUAAGUAUACCCUUCCUUUUCUCCUCCAGGCUCCGUUAGAAAUUACUGAUCAUGAUUGGCUGACUCUGCAGAUCACCAGAAUCAAGCCAUCCCUCACAUUCAUUGGUUCAGAGGAAGUAAUGAGUCUCGUGACUGCCCAAGGUUUGCCACCACCACUCUCUUCACCGAGAGCAUGCAGUCUUUCAUGAAUCACUCUUGCUAUUUACACAAUUCCAGUAAAUGACAGUUUCUGAGAGUUGUGAGCUGAAUAAGGUGUGGACUGACAUUCUUAAUGCCGAGGGAGACGAAAUAUAUGUUAAGGUGAGUAUCUAGAUUCAAGAAACUGAAGUAAUCAGUGAGGUUAUAAUUUCCUCUUAAAUACUGUGUACUCUGUAGCUCAUCAUCUAGGGUUUUCGCCUACUUUAUUUCUACAUUGAUUUCAUAGGAUAUCGGGCUCUACAUGACGGAAGGAGAGACCCCAUCCUUCUAUGAGCUUUCUGAGAGGGCGGUCUUGCGCCGUGAAGUCGCCAUUGGCUAUGUAAAAAAUAACAGGAAGGUAACCUUACUAAAUUUCUAUUAUCUUCUUCUUCACCAUAUGCAUAUAAAUAUAUCUACUCUAAAAAUACCUUAUUUUACACUGUCUUGGCAGGUUAUAAACCCCCAAAACAAACUGGAGCCUCUUAAUCUUGAGAUGAAUGAUUCCCUUAUAGUGAUAUCUGAGCUUGAGGGCAGCUCAACGACCGCCAUUUAA
Messenger RNA from Spirodela intermedia, 15718 nucleotides. The record is from the annotation of a GenBank genome assembly. NCBI's taxonomy places the organism in Eukaryota, Viridiplantae, Streptophyta, Magnoliopsida, Alismatales, Araceae.